Knipowitschia caucasica is the source of this 306-nucleotide messenger RNA. NCBI's taxonomy places the organism in Eukaryota, Metazoa, Chordata, Actinopteri, Gobiiformes, Gobiidae. The record is from the annotation of a GenBank genome assembly.
AUGCACAUUUGUCAUUGUGCAUGCAUCUGCGGGAAUAUUGACGUACUCCAGUAUCCCUGUCCUACCUGCACCCACCCCCACGUCCCUGUGGAGCUGGAGCUUUGUGUCCUGAGCAGAGCAGAUGGACAGUGCACCCUGGCCGCUGUAAAGCUCACAGGGCUUGGCCGGGCACCCUGCUCCCCCAGGACCAGCGGUGGAGGAGGAUGGAGGUGUGGAGAGGGGGUGGAAGAGAAGAGGGGAGGCUCCAAGAUCCAAGCCAGGCCUCAGGGGAGCUCCGGGGGCCUGCUGUCUGACGCGGGACAAUGA